AGGGAUGAUCUACCUACUCGAAAUGAAUGGGAUUUACGGCAUAGUAAGAACUAAAAAAAUGAGCUUCUUCUGCCUCCUCCCCUUUCCCCUCCCCUUCCCGUGGUCUUAUUGUUUCUCUCCCCACUCCGUCCAGCCGCCGAGAGGAACAAUCCGCUUGAAUCCUCCCUCGCUGGUAGUACUAGAGCACAAAUCCAGUCCAAUCCGAUGCACUACGAUCCAACCAACCACCAAAUCGAAGCUAACCACGCCGGCCGGAGGGGGAUCGAGGAGGAGGAGGCAAGAGUCGGAUCCGGCGAUCGACGGGCCACACGCCGGAGGUGCGGGGCGGAGCCGGAGCGCCGGAGGAGCCGCGGCCUCGGAGCAUCUCGGCGACUGGUUCUAGCUAGCUAGGGUUUCGAUCCAUCAACCGGGCCCCCAAUCCCGGCCAUGGAGCUGCCGCCGCUCAAGCUCAACGUCGCCCGAGGCGAGGACAGGAUCAGCGCGCUUCCCGACGAGCUCCUCCUCCGGAUCCUCGAGCGGCUCGGCCUGCGCCGGGCGAUCCGCGCCAGCACGGUCUCCAAGCGGUGGCGCCACCUCCCUCACCAGCUUUCGUUCGUGACACUCGACGUCCGCAGCUUCCGCCGGGCCACGCUGGUAGAGACCAUGGACGCGUUCACGGCCGCUUUGACGUCCGUCUGUGCCAGGCGCAACUGCGAGUGCCAGCGCGGCCGUGCCAUGGCUAUGAAGGCCAUCUGCCUCCGCUUCUUCCUGUCGUCGGCCUCUCAUCUGAGCUCCAUCGGCAGUGCUUCUCAAUGACGAGUGCUUUGCAUCUCAAUUUUCGCCACCAAAUGACAUGGAUUCACCCGGAACAUCCCAAGCAUCUCACUGCCAUAUUCAGAAAUCUUAUUGAAGUGUCUUUUUCUGGUAUCUUCCCUGAGUGUGAUCUGAGCUGGACCCUAUUUAUCCUCAAAGCUGCACCUGCCCUGCACAAGUUUAUAGUAAGCCUGUUACUCUACCUUCUUUUUAAUUUAAUUAAUCCACACCUUAGCCUCGAUAUCAUGACUCCGUCUAGUAUGACAGCCAGGUUUCCGAAUAUUCAGUAUUAACAACAAACGAGAAAGUUAAUCUGAUUUUCAAUCACUCACCAACUUGUGAUGUACAGAACCCUCUGCUCACGAUCUAUUGAACGAAUUCAAGGAUACAUAGUACUUUCGUAGAGAUUGGAAUGGGGAUUGGGAGAAGAGAGGUACAGCUUGGGGAAGAAGGAAGAAGGGAGAGUCUGAGGGGGGAUCGAGUUCCAAUUACAAUUCGCUGCCUUCUCCGGCUCAGCUACUGGGUAUUUACGCACUCUAUUACAUGGGUCCUCUUGCCCUACGAGAUGGGCCAACGGCCCAUACAUUUGAGUCAACUUUCGGCCUGCCACUUAGUAUCUGUCCCCUUCUUCUCCUGUCUGCUCCCUGAUGCGCCGUUCGUCAGCAAUAGAGCUCUAGUGCUGACAGUGCCGCCCUCUUGAGAUUUAGCCUGACCCCAGGCGAAGCUUGAUUGUAUCGUAAUCCUCCGAGGUGGCUGCCUCGGCUGGAAGUCCUGUCCACUGUACCAAAACCUGCAACAAUGCACUGUCACCUUUUUUGACUAAUUUCCUGUCCAAGAUCAUAUCUGGCUGCACGUUCAUACUGGAAAAAUCAACUGGGGCAGGCACAGUGGAGAAGACUGGUGUAUGAUCUGGCACAAAUUCUUUGAGUUGAGAGAAGUGAAACACGGGGUGGAUCUGGGCUGCUGCAGGUAGCUGAAGUUUGUAAGCAGCCGGUCCGAUCUGUUCCAAAACUUCAAAAGGCCCAUAGAAUUUAUAUGCUAAUUUUGUACAUGGUCGGUUGACUACAGUGUGUUGAGCAUAUGGCUGGAGCUUCAAAUACACCGAGUCUCCCACCGAAAACAUCAUGGGUGAUCUGUUCUGAUCUGCAUAG
Triticum dicoccoides is the source of this 1943-nucleotide messenger RNA. Its product is annotated as F-box/LRR-repeat protein At5g02910-like. The record is from RefSeq and is a predicted model, not a curated record. Gene Ontology annotation, molecular function: protein binding. Bases 427 to 795 code for a protein of 122 amino acids. Lineage: Eukaryota; Viridiplantae; Streptophyta; Magnoliopsida; Poales; Poaceae. The transcript has 2 exons.